GGGGGUGAAACACCCUCGACCUAUUCUCAAACUUUAAAUAGGUAAGAUUUCGGGGUUGUAUAAGCGAACCCCGAGGAUCAAUGAAAGCUCCAAGUGGGCCAUUUUUGGUAAGCAGAACUGGCGAUGCGGGAUGAACCGAAAGUCGAGCUACGGUGCCAAACUGCGCGCUAACCCAGACACCACAAAGGGUGUUGAUUGAUACAGACAGCGAGACGGCCCUCGUGGCCUGUCCGAUCCAAGCGAAAGACAUUGUCAUGUGGGGAGUUUGGCUGGGGCGGCACAUCUGUUAGAAGAUAACGCAGGUGUCCUAAGAUGAGCUCAACGAGAACAGAAAUCUCGUGUGGAGCAGAAGGGCAAAAGCUGAUUUGAUUUUGAUGUCCAGUACGAAUACAAACUGUGAGAGCAUGGCCUAUCGAUCCUUUAGCGUUUCAGGACUUGAAGCKAGAGGUGUCAGAAAAGUUACCACAGGGAUAACUGGCUUGUGGCAGCCAAGCGUUCAUAGCGACGUUGCUUUUUGAUCCUUCGAUGUCGGCUCUUCUAUCAUUGUGAAGCAGAAUUCACCAAGUGUUGGUUUGUUCACCCACCAACAGGGAACGUGAGCUGGGUUUAGACCGUCGUGAGACAGGUUAGUUUUACCCUACUGAUGCACCGCCGUCGCAAUGGUAAUCCAAGCCAGUACAAGAGGAACCGUUGGUUCGCACAAUUGGCAAUGGUGCUUGGCUGAAAAGCCAGCGGUGCAAUGCUACCUGGAGUGUCGCCGGGAAGGGAAAGCGUGCGUGCCCGAACUGGAUAGGGAGUGGUGGCGGGGGGAGACGAGUGGAGGACGGGCGGAUGAGGCCCAGUCGCCGUCCCUCCCCCCGGAGGAGGAAGCAGGUAAGGUGGAGAUAUUGGAGGGGAAGGGGGAAGACAGUCAGGGCAGACUCGGUGGGCAGGCACUUCGGAGUUCGGGGGGGGAGACAGGGCAAACCAAGGAGGUGCUGAGUGAGUUUGGGGGGGAAUGUAAGCAGAAGGGGCAGGUGGGGCUGGAUGAGAUCAGUCCAGGGAAAGUGCCGGAGGACAUUAAUGAGGCCAAUGGAUGGUCGAAUGAUGUGGAGGUAGUGGCAUCUUCGGGAAGGAUGGAUGAAGGGGGAGGGGGGGGGAACAGAAAGGAAAGCACGCCAGGGGGGAAGGUCGGGGAGAGUGAGGUGCUCCCAGGGGGAGGGCAGGCAUGGGGAGAAGACAAGCAAGUGAUGCUCGACUGUGUGCGGGCCAGCACAUUAGAUAGGAAGGUCGGGGAGGAGGAGACGGCGGGGGGGAACAGCAAGGAACGCACGCCAGGAGGAAAGGUCGGGGAGAGCGAUGCGCUUCAAGGGGGAGGGCAGGAACGGGGAAGGACGGGAGAGAGUGAAACGGGUGCGGAGUCAACGAAUGUGCAUAUCCCGGUCCCGGGGGGGGCGAAAGAAGGCGAAUUGGACGACGUGGAGGUGGUGGACCUCGCAGCUAGCCUGUCGGCCCUUUCCCCCCCCCCCCCCCCUCCUCCCCCCUCCCACAAAAGUGAGCCCACUGCUGUGACAUCGGACAGUGGGUCGGUGGGCAUGCCGAGACGUCGGCGGAAGCAGCUGACCUCGGGUCUGCCCAUAUCGAGCCCCGCGGAGGUGGGAAGUUCCUUACAGCAAGCAACAGUGGCGAUCCAGUCCGAUCGAGAAGAGGAGCGACGCGAGCUGCAGGCACGGGUGGACGCAAAGCUGAAGAGGCGGGAUCGGUCCCACUCCCCGGCUGGUCGCAAGGUGCAGCCGCUUAAAGACGAAGACCGAUGGGUGUCCCCGCAGCGAAGACGCAUUGAAGAAGAGGAGUUGCAGAAUAAGGUGGCCAAGGAGGGGCUGGAGGAAGGCAUGGAGGACGAGCAACCCCGCCAGCCUGCCCCGGAUUUGGAUGAGCCCAUGACAGGGGAUGAAGGCGGGGACUCGACGGAUGACAGGGGCGGAGCGAUGGAUGAGGACAUGGAUAUCAACGAGGGGAUGGAAGCAGAUAUGGAUAUUAAUACAACGGUGAAGGGGUCGCUACAGGAAAUAUUGGCAGCCGGGGAGUGUUAUGUCUGCCCGGUGAUGCUGUGGUGGGCGGAGCAAGGCAUUAAGGUGGUCACGAAAGGCAGUACGGAAUUCUUCAUUUAUGCGGCGCGCUCCCUCCCCAAGAACCCGAAUAUUACUAGACAGGCGAGGCAAGAGACUACGUUGGGGAUUUUGGACUGUGUAACGGACUUCUAUGCAGAUCUGUUUACGGAGGAGGAGGGAUGGACUGUGGAGCAGAUGGCAACGGCCCCGCAGGAGCACAUUUGGAGGCACGUCCCGCUUGGCCUCACUGAGGAGCAGGCGCAGCCUUUGGAGAUGGACAUCACGCUAGAAGAGGUCCUUAGGGCGAUUGGAGAGCUGCCAAGACUCAAGGCGCCGGGGGUGGAUGGAGUCCCUAUUGAAAUGUAUAAGGCACAUAAUCAUUUCUUUGGUCCACUCCUCACGUGGGCCUUCAAUGAGGCUUUGCACGCGGGACAUCUCCCGGAAGGCUUUGCAGACGCCUUUGUUGUGCUGAUCUAUAAGAAGGGUGCCCGCGAGGAUGUCAGGAAUUGGCGCCCGAUAUCAAUCCUCAAUGCUCCCUACAAGAUCCUCGCCAAGGUACAGUCGAACCGGCUCAAUGAGGUGCUGCCACGUAUUAUCAACCCCGCCCAAGCGGGGUUUGUUCCGGGAAGGCAGAUUGUUUCGAACAUUACGCUGGCUAGACAGGGACUGCAGUUGAGACAAGACAUGGUCCUCAAGUCCACUGCCUUUGCAGAUGACACCGGUGCAGUCAUCCCUCCUACCACACAGCAAUUAAGGCGCCUCCAAAUGGAUCUGGAAUUGUUUUCACUAUACUCAGGAGCCAGGGUGAAUUGGCGGAAGUCGCAGGCCAUCCUCCCACAGGGCUAUAUUGCCCCAGAAGGCUGGGAUGUGCCCACCUUGGCGGAUGGUGAAAACCUGUGUUUUUUGGGGGCCCUGAUUCACCCGGUGGGAGGGGGUGCUCAGCAGAUGGAAGGAUUGGCAGUGGCAGCAAUUCUGAGGCUGGGGCGAUGGGCGAAGAGGACGCAUCUGAGAGUGUUUGGCAAGGCCCUCGUCCUUAAAAAUUCAGUGCUGUCCACGAUGUGGUAUGCUGGGGCCAUCCACAUGCCGAAGAGGUGGGUUUUCCGGCAGUUGCGGGCAGCGGUGCAUAGAUACCUGUGGGCGGGAGAUGUGGAAGCGGAGUCGGUAAUCCCCAGGGUGGCUUGGUCGAAGCUCACCCAGCCCAGAAGUCAAGGGGGGCUGGGGAUCUUGGACCCAGAACUGCAGAUGACGGCGCUUCAACUGCGCAACCUGCUGUGGUUUUUGUUGGGGACGGCGGGCACAGCGUGGGAGAGCCUUACCACUCAGCAUUUGGCCCUGGCGCUUGGCAUGACAUAGCAAAUGGUCCUAGUGGCGCUGGCCAGCCCAGGCCUC
Molecule: messenger RNA, 3479 nt
Organism: Chara braunii
Lineage: Eukaryota; Viridiplantae; Streptophyta; Charophyceae; Charales; Characeae
Source: the annotation of a GenBank genome assembly